Molecule: messenger RNA, 2298 nt
Organism: Knipowitschia caucasica
Lineage: Eukaryota; Metazoa; Chordata; Actinopteri; Gobiiformes; Gobiidae
Source: the annotation of a GenBank genome assembly
AUGUCCGGCUGUGUUGGCGCUUGCCGUUGGACUGGCCUUCUCCACGUGCUGCUGCUGAUGCUGCUGUUCGUUGGACUGGCUGACAGUGCAGGCGUCAAACAGAGCGUGCCCAGAGUCAAGUUGAGCUACAAAGACCUGGUCCAUGGUGGCACCGUGUCCAUGCUCUUGGGGCCUUCAGAUGGGCUGCACUCCCACACUUUAUACCUGGAUGAAGAGAGGGGCCGACUGCUGGUAGGGGCCCGUGACCACAUCUACCUGCUGGACCCCGACAGUCCCCAGAAGGCCCCUAAGAAGAUCCAGUGGCCAGCCUCCAGGGAGCGCAUGGACGUGUGCAGACAGGCUGGCAAACACCCAACUUUGGAGUGUGCCAACUAUGUCCGCGUCCUACACAACUACAACCACACACACCUGUACGCGUGCGGGACGGGAGCCUUCCACCCGGUGUGCGCCUACCUCCGCCUCACGGGACAUGCACAGGACGGAGUGUUCCAGCUGCUGCAGGACACAGAGGAGUCUGGACGACUGAAGUGUCCGUUUGACCCGGCUCAGCCCUUCACCUCUGUGCUCACAGAUCAGUUCCUGUACUCGGGCGCGUCCUCAGACUUCCUGGGUAAAGAUGCUUCGUUCACCCGCUCGCUGGGCCCUGCUCCGGACCAGUCUGUGAUCCGCACCGAGGUCUCCCAGGACUACUGGAUCAACGAGGCCAAGUUCAUCUCGGCUCACCCCAUCUCCGACACGUACAAUCCAGAUGAUGACAAGAUCUAUCUGUUCUUCCGUGAGGUGUCCAGCGAGGGCAGUGACCAGAGGGUGGUGUCCCGUGUGGCUCGGGUCUGCAAGAAUGACGUAGGCGGGCUGCGCAGUCUGACCCAUAAGUGGACCACGUUCCUGAAGGCCCGCCUAGUCUGCUCUGUACCAGGGGAAGACGGAGUGGACACACACUUCGACAUGCUGCAGGACGUCUUCAUGCUCCCAAGUAGAGACCAAAGGAACCCCAAAGUGUACGCGGUCUUCACCACCUCCAGUUCCUUGUUCCCCGGCUCUGCAGUCUGUGUGUACAACAUGGCCGACAUCCGGGCAGUGUUCAACGGGCCCUACGCGCACAAGGAAGGCCCCGACUACAGAUGGGUGGAGUACGAGGGCCGCAUCCCCUACCCCCGGCCUGGGACGUGUCCCAGUGCCACGUACGACCUGCGCAUCAAGAGCACCAAGGACUUCCCGGACGAGGUGGUGGCCUUCAUGCGUCUGCACCCGCUCAUGCAGCGCACUGUGGCACCUGUAGGGGGCAGGCCUGUGUUCACACGACUGCGCGCAGACUACACCCUCACACAUAUAAGGGUGCACAGGGUGUCGGCGGAGGACGGGCACUACGAGGUCAUGUUCCUGGGCACGGACGUGGGCUUGCUGCUCAAAGUGGUGUCCCUCUCUCAGGAGAGCUGGGCCCCAGAGGAGCUGAUCCUGGAGGAGCUGCAGGUCUUCCAGACUCCCAGCCCCAUCCUGAGCAUGGAGAUAUCUUCUAAGCAGCAGGUGCUGUUCGUGGGCUCCGCUGUGGGCCUGGCGCGAGUCUCCAUGAGCCGCUGUGAGGCGUACGGUAAAGCCUGUGCCGAGUGCUGCCUGGCCCGGGACCCCUACUGCGCCUGGGACGGUCACACCUGCGCACGCUACGUCCCCGCGGCCAAGAGACGCGCUAGACGCCAGGACAUUAAAAACGGAGACCCUGCCACUCAGUGCUGGGACACAGAGGACCGCCUCAGGAGCAGAGGUGCAGAGGAGAAGCUGCUGUUUGCUGUGGAGAACAACUCCACGUUCCUGGAGUGUGAGGCCUCCUCUCCACAGGCCUCCAUCAGCUGGUUCUUCCAGAGUCCAGGGUCUGAGCACCAAGAGGAGAUCAAGGCAGAUGACCGCAUACUCUACACAUCACGGGGCCUCCUCCUCCGCUCGGUCCGACCCUCCGACACCGGCCUCUACACCUGCCUGGCCCAGGAGCACUCCCACUUCAGCCACACCCUCCUCCGGAUCCGCCUGAAGCUCGUCACCCGUGCUCAGCUCACCUCCAAACCUGCAGAGGACCCACAAACCAGGGCCCCGUCCAAGCAGCGCUACAAGGACUACCUCCGGCUGAUGAGCGCCUCCUACGGGUCGCUGGAGGAGUACUGCGACUCGCUCUGGCUGGAGAAGAAGGCGCCCAAGGCCAGGGGGAGGGGCUUAGGAGUGGGAGGAGCCAAGUGGAAACACGUGCAGGAGAUGAAGAAGAGCCGGAACAGGAGACACCACAGAAAGGAAGAGGAGGAGCAGCGUUAG